AUGUCGACUCCUUCCCACUCUCACAGACCUCGCAAGAAGCGGAAACAAGGACUGACACUGAUUCGAAGUGACACCAUUGCAGACAUCGUCAAGGUUAAUGCUCAUGACAACUCCAUCACUCCCGAAUUUCCUCUGGUUGCUUUUUUAUGGCCCGCUCGGGGGACGACGUCUCAAUGGAUUGUUUUGCCCUUGGUCCUGAUGAUUGCAGCCGUCUUUAGAUGGAGUAUUGGUCUCUGGGGUUACUCCGGAUACCAGCAGCCACCAAUGUAUGGGGAUUUUGAAGCUCAAAGACAUUGGAUGGAGAUUACGAUCCAUCUGCCCGUGUCCAGUUGGUACUUUCAUGACCUCCAAUAUUGGGGCCUUGACUACCCGCCGUUGACAGCUUAUCAUAGCUGGCUCUGCGGCAGCGUGGGAUCGAUUUUCAGCCAGGACUGGUUUUCUCUCGACACAUCUCGUGGGAUGGAAGACCCCAACCUCAAGGUAUUCAUGCGAGCGACUGUCGUGGUGUCGGAAUAUCUCGUCUAUGUGCCUGCAUUGAUUAUAUUUCUUCGCCAUUUCAGCCGGGCACAGGGGACUGGGACCACUUCAUCUUCAAUCGCCCUCGUUGCUAUCCUGAUGCAGCCUGCCAACAUUCUCAUUGACCACGGCCACUUCCAGUACAACACCGUCAUGCUCGGCUUCGUCGUUGCCGCCUUGUCGAGCAUGUACGCCGGGCGGCCUUUAUGGUCUUGCUUGUUUUUUGUCGCCGCUCUGGGAUUCAAGCAGAUGGCCCUAUACUAUUCACCUGUCAUCUUUGCAUACCUUCUAGGGUCUUGUCUCACUCCAAAGUUCCGCAUGGGUCGACUCUUAUCGAUCGCAAUGACCACGAUUCUGGCAUUCGCCACUUUGUUCGCGCCCCUACUGCUGGGUGCACUUUAUGAUCUGUAUCAGAGGACACCUCUUUCUUCGCCACCAACACCACCAUUCCUUGCCGAACGUGGUGUCACCCUCAAUUCCCACUCGCCACUUGGGGUGAUCACCCUGCAAAUUAGUCAGGUCCUCCACCGGAUGUUUCCUUUUGCUCGUGGACUGUUUGAAGACAAAGUGGCCAACUUUUGGUGCUUCACCAAUACAUUCUACAAAUUGCGAAAACUCCAGGGAACAAUUGAUCUCCCGCGGCUUUCAGCCAUAUUUACUCUCGGCUCCAUCCUCGGACCAAUGCUCGUCAUCGGCGCUGUUCCCAAAAAGUCACUCCUCCCUUACGCUUUGGCGACAUCGGCGUGGGGAUUUUUCCUCUUCUCAUUCCAAGUCCACGAAAAGUCCGUGCUCCUACCAUUACUUCCAAUGACGCUAUUGCUUGGAGGCAAGCAGGGUCUCGGCAAGGAAUACAGAGCAUGGAUUGGCUGGGCAAAUAUGCUGGGCGUGUGGACAAUGUACCCCCUCCUAAAGAGAGAUGGUCUCCAAGUACCCUACUUUGUGGUCUCACUCCUGUGGUGCUACCUCCUGGGUCUCCCACCAACCAGCGUCAAUGCAUACUACGACCCUGACCACGAUAAUGUUCCCGGCCGACCUCUGGCCCCGGAUGAAAUGUACACGCCGACUAAAAUAUUGCAUUUCCAAACAUAUCUCGUCAUGGCAUUCUGGCAUCUUUUGGCGGCAUUUGCCAUUCCCCCUGAUGAUAAGCCUGACCUUUGGGUUGUUGUCAACUCCUGUAUUGGGGCCGUUGCUUUCGGAAUUUGCUAUCUCUGGUGUUUCUGGAAAUUGGUAUUGGAAAGCGGGUUACUUGACCAAUAUGUUGGGGAUCGCAACGUCAAUGCUAAUCAGCCUAUUUCCAUGGAGCAGUCAGCCUCUCCAGAGAAGAAGAUCAAGUAA
Rhinocladiella mackenziei CBS 650.93 is the source of this 1851-nucleotide messenger RNA. RefSeq lists its product as uncharacterized. Gene Ontology annotation, cellular component: endoplasmic reticulum membrane. The record is from RefSeq and is a predicted model, not a curated record. The coding region runs from base 1 to 1851 and encodes 616 amino acids. Gene Ontology annotation, biological process: protein N-linked glycosylation. Lineage: Eukaryota; Fungi; Ascomycota; Eurotiomycetes; Chaetothyriales; Herpotrichiellaceae. Gene Ontology annotation, molecular function: dolichyl pyrophosphate Man9GlcNAc2 alpha-1,3-glucosyltransferase activity. The transcript is spliced from 2 exons.